Diachasmimorpha longicaudata is the source of this 2158-nucleotide messenger RNA. RefSeq lists its product as uncharacterized. Lineage: Eukaryota; Metazoa; Arthropoda; Insecta; Hymenoptera; Braconidae. The coding region runs from base 709 to 1968 and encodes 419 amino acids. The record is from RefSeq and is a predicted model, not a curated record. The transcript has 2 exons.
UCAGAUACUCUGUUGGAGUACAGGGGCUAUCAGUGGGGCACUGAGGAUACCCAAUAAUAAGAAAUGGUGGUGGUGAAACUGGGAGGGUCAGAGAUAUUGAUUGAAGGGAGGAGUUUUGCGCAUACUCAGUGAAAGAAUAUACAGUGCGAUAAUAACUACAUCUCUGCAUUUAUCGGGGCAGCCGUAAAUUCCCAGAGUGUUGGUUACUCAGGAGACAGAAUUGUUGGUAGACUGAGUGGUAGAGGAGGCCGAUGGCCCUGUUCGGGAUCAGAUUGACUCAUUGAAUAGGAAAAUUCAUCGACAAGAGUCUAAGACAGUUGGAAUAAAAGGGAUAACACGACUGGAAUAUCGAAAACUAUGGAGUUGAGGGUUCAACAACUGGAAUAAUGGCUCAAAGGAACAAGGUGUGACGGAGCAGUGGAUGAGCAGGGCCUGUCGGACUUAGCGGAAGUGAAUGUAACAACCGAGAGAGGAAAGACAGAGAGGGGCGUUACGAAUAAUAAAAUAAAGAGGAAAAUAAAGAGAGAAAAAAAAGUGAAAAGGAUAUUGGUCGCGCCCAACGGUGUGUAGUUAUGUCGGGUUUGGAGCUGAGUCAAGUGAGUCUGAUUGUUGGGAAAAGUGUGUGAAUUUCUUGACCGUCGUGUAAUUAAGGCCCAACAAAGGUGGAUCGUUCGAAUAGGGAAGCGGGUUUGUACUUAAAGGGUGAAAAUGUCUGACAGUGAGGACACUGAUGCCUCUGUGGUUACUGAGUGGCCAGUGACGCCUGUCACGAAGGAAUGGCUCGAGACCAUUCUCUUGAUAUAUCAUAAUGAGCAAAAAUCCAUUCUCACUGUCAAUGAUUUCGAAGUGAAUCCAGGAUGUACAGCGGGAGAGUCUGUACUGAGUGACAUUAUUGCUGUCAACAUUGAUUAUACUCUUGGUGAUGACAAUAUGAAGCUCAAUGUCAUUGUUAAAUUACUUCCCCAGGAUCCCUUCAAUCGGUUUUUCGUCACUGAGGCCCAGUUUGAUCUGAGGGAGAUCAAGUUCUACACACAGGUAGUGGGAGAACUGGAGAUAUUUCAGAAGAAUCACCGUGUGUUCCAGGCACAGCCCAUUGAACUUCCAAUUCCAAAAUGCAUUCAUGCUCACUACAAGCCAGCUGGUGGUACUGAGGACACACCAGAGCCACCAGAGUCAUUUUUAGUUCUUGAAAAUUUACGUGAUCGUGGCUACGAGGGUGCAAAAUUCUCCCGUGGAUUGACACUAAGGCAAACUGAAGCGGCAUUGAGUGCAAUUGCUUGUGUUCACGCAUUAUCAUUGACACUAAAGGUCAGAGAGGAAACGCCACUGUCCGAGCGUUAUAAAUUCUUAUUUCAAACAGCCCGAGCAACUGACUCGUAUCAGAUGCUGGUUGAACGUGGUCUGCCACAGUUGGCACAUUUUUUGGAACGUCGACCUGGUCUUGAAGCAGUUCUCGAGUCACUGCUUGCACUCAGACCCAAGACAAAGGAGAUUAUCUCGUCUUUACUUGCACCCGAGGGCCCACUGGCACUCAUCACUCACACAGACUUUUGGUGCAAUAAUUUGUUGUUCAAGAACGAUGACGAUGGAAAUUGCAAAUGCGCCAUUCUCGAUUGGCAAAUGGUCACCUACAGCCGACCAACCAAUGACAUUGCUCUAUUGCUCGUGAGCUCAGUACCCACUGAAUUGAGAAGAACUAAUACACCUGGAUUGUUGGACAAGUACUGGGAGACACUGACAACAACUUGUCGAUCAUUGGGUCUCGAUAUUAGCGAGGAAUUGGGGUAUGGAAGGGAUGAUCUUGAAAGGGAUUACCAAAGAUCACAACUCUUAGCUCUACUACUUUGCAUUGGUUCGGUCGACGUGGCAUUUGGAGAUCCACUCACUGAGCAGAGGCUCAUCGACGUACUCGAGGAUUUUCACAGGGAUGGGGUGCUCAAUGUCGACAGCAUCGAGGCAGCGAAGUAGAUUUUUAAUUUAUCGUCGAUAUGAGAUAUCAAGUAACAAGUCUUGUCGAUCAUCUUGAAAAUAAUGUAAUUGAAAGUGAAUAUAUGUGAUGUUUAUCCACUCUAUGUUUGGAGGGUUUGAGGUUAUGGUUAUUUGUAUUUGUUUCUUGGAUUUGUUUUUAUGAAAACAUAAGAGUAUUUCAGUAUUUGAG